UGCAGAGCCCUGGUCCGGACAGAGCACCAAGAGAAGUGGGCUUCAUGCUGGGGACACCAUCGUCCCUUCAUGCCUUCAUGCCUGAGGUUGACAGAUCAUCUGCAUUCUGGGAAUGACCUCUCAGAAAGGACGGUUGAGAUGUGAUGGUGAUGAGGGAGCAAAUCGGCGCAGGGGCCAAUGCCCUGCACCACGUGCCUUCCCGACAGCCAUAGCAGGCAGCGCGUUUCCAAGCAACAGAUAUGGGGACAGAGCUGGGAAGGACCCCGAGGCCCAAACAACCUCUCAGGACACUGUGUUAAAUGAACACAUGCAGGCUACUCUUCUCACACAAGCCGCGUGAACGAGCCCGGACCCCACUCAGGUCUCCAGAGACGGCAGCCCUGGUCCCCAGCCCCCGGCCCCGGGCCCACAGCCUGACCCCACGAGAGGCCCCAGACCAGGCCAGCAGCCCCACGGCUCCCAGAUUCCCGCCCCUCAGGCACCGUGAAGAGGGGCAGCCGCCUCACAGAUGUCUCGAUCUGCCGGGAAAUGCCCAGCCUGGAAGUGAUCACCCUCAGCGUCAACAGCGUGUCCACCCUGGAGCCCGUGAGCCGGUGCCAGCAGCUGAGUGAGCUGUACCUGCGGAGGAACCGCAUCCCCAGCCUGGCGGAGCUCUACUACCUGAAGGGCCUGCCGCGCCUGCGCGUGCUGUGGCUGGCGGAGAACCCGUGCUGCGGGCCCGACCCACACCUCUACCGCAUGACCGUCCUGCGUAACCUGCCGCACCUGCAGAAGCUGGACAACCAGACGGUGACCGAGGAGGAGCUGUCCCGAGCAUUGCUGGAGGGAGAGGAGGUCACGGCCCCCGGCGGAGAGGGAGCAGGGAACGGCCGAACCGAGCUGUCCUACGGCCUGAGCGCCCUGAACACCGCCGCCGAGACCCAGCGGGACGCGCUCAGCUGUGGCGAGGAGGAGGCCAGCGUCCAGGGCCAGCUCAGCCCGAAGCCCCCUUCCCGGGACCCGUUCCCCUCCUUCUCACAGAGGGAAGCCGUGAGCGGUCGCAGGAACAGGAACAAUGUCCUGACCGCCAUCCUGCUGCUGCUGCGGGAGCUGGACGCCGAGGGGCUGGAGGCCGUGCACCAGACCGUGGUCAGCCGGCUCCAGGCUCUGCACAAGCAGGAGCCGCAAGAGGACGUGGAAUGACGGUCAGCCGGGACCCGAGCCGCCAGGCCUUCCUCCCAGGACCCUGUGCCCCAGCAUCUGGGAGGUGUGGGGUCCACAGCCACGGCCUCCACUGCAUCCUGAGUGUCCGCAUGCGGGCUGUGUCCCCAGAAGCUCAGCCCCGCCUGGGAAGGCCACGCCCCGGGUAUAGAAGGCGGGAAGGGCGCCGGGCACUGCGCCGGGCUCGCUCCGCCGUGCGGGGCCCAGGCGUGUGCCGCCUGCCUCGCUUCGCCUCGCCUCACCUCACCUCUUCUCAGGUGGCGUCGCAGCCACUGUCCCUAAUAAACAUCUUCCCCAAGUCCAGUCUGGAAGCAGACGUUUCCUAGGAGACGGACGUAGCCUUGACGUUGUUUUGAAGCUAAGGGCCACGUGCACGUGCAUUUCCCCUGUCGGCUCUCCCACCGGGUCGGGGGUAGAUUCCGCCCAGGAUGGUGCCGUCCUCGAAGCAGCAGCGGCUCCGGGCUCCGCCUCAGCCUCGGCAGACCCACGCGGCCGUGCCCACCGCUGCCCACGUGUUUGGCAGGGUGCAGGGGUCUUGUACGCCGUGCGGGGGGAGGCCGGGGGUGGGCAGGCCCGCGCUCCUGUCUGGAGACUCAGGUACAGCCAUAGGACAGGCAGCGGGGCCGGGGAGGAUGCCCGGAAACCCCAUCUAAAACGUGUUCUCCCGUGGGCAGAGCCACAGGCCUUGCCGUGGUGCACAGGCCCCGAGUGGUAGUGUUGCAGCCCGGGGCCCUUCCUCCUGCCCCCCAGCAGCUCCGGGGGCCGGGGAGGAGCGUGGCCUCUGAGGCAUUAGUCUUACUGGUGCUGAAACGGCGGGACCGGAGAGGGGGGUUCCCUUUGCCCUGGCUCCCGUUAGUGUCUGUGUCGCCCUGUAAGCGAAGGGGUGGGACUUCACCCACUGUGUGCGAGAACCCAGAUGGGGUGACUGCCGGGGAGACCGUGGCAGGCCGCGCUCGCACUGGCCCGGCCACACUGGGCGGGUGGUGGAUAUCAGGUGUCGUGGCUCCUCGGGACCUGGGGAGUGGAAGCAAGGGGUCGCCACGUGGGGGUAUCCGGAAGGGUGGCCGCAGGGUCCGCGCGUGCCUUCUGUUGUACGUCUGGAUGGUUGUCACACUCAAUAAAGCGUUGUCUUUUUUAGA
Messenger RNA from Prionailurus viverrinus (fishing cat), 2339 nucleotides. RefSeq names its product cilia and flagella associated protein 410 (gene CFAP410). The record is from RefSeq and is a predicted model, not a curated record. Lineage: Eukaryota; Metazoa; Chordata; Mammalia; Carnivora; Felidae. Bases 529 to 1182 code for a protein of 217 amino acids. Gene Ontology annotation, molecular function: protein binding. The transcript is spliced from 7 exons. Gene Ontology annotation, biological process: cytoskeleton organization.